This is a messenger RNA of Drosophila grimshawi, 1866 nucleotides long. Its product is annotated as transcription factor grauzone. NCBI's taxonomy places the organism in Eukaryota, Metazoa, Arthropoda, Insecta, Diptera, Drosophilidae. Bases 76 to 1842 code for a protein of 588 amino acids. The record is from RefSeq and is a predicted model, not a curated record. Gene Ontology annotation, molecular function: zinc ion binding. The transcript is spliced from 4 exons. Gene Ontology annotation, cellular component: nucleus.
CCGUUGUCGAAUUUUGAUCUUUAAUUGCAAUACUCGACACAAUAUUUGUUCUACGUGCGUAAGCCAAGCAAUAAAAUGUGUUUUCUGUGCACCCAGUGCACAGAUGAUGCCGUUGGCAUUAUCCAGUUCGGCACCCCCGAAGCUGAAUUGCUCGACAUAAAUCAAAUCAUUGAGAAACAUUUUUGGUUACGGACCAAGGACGUCAGUGGACACAUUUGUGGUACGUGCUGGGACCAAUUGUAUGCAUUCCAUAAGUUUUACACAAAUGUAGAGCAGGCACACGAGCAACUUCUCCUGCAAAGCACCACAAAAGAAGCCGAAACCGAAGCGAAUACAACGCUUAAAAUGGAGCCAGCUGUGCAGGUACAGGUGAAUCCGAAUCCUGUGCAGCAGGAGACCGGAUUUGCUGGUGACAGUGUGGCAGCUGCUGUGAAGCGUCGACGAGGACGUCCCCGCAAACAGUUGCCCGGCAAGGAGGCCAUAGUUAUCGAUAGCAAUGAAUUUAAAGCAGUGCUGGAGCAGAUCAAUCUAAAUGAGAUAAAAAUUGAGUUCCCCGAAGCGGAUCUAAGCAUUGCCGAUGUGCUCGAUGAUCAGGAGGAGCAGAAUAUAACCGAUUACCUGGAGCAAAGCGAGUGCGAAAGCGAUGCUGCCGCGGCAAUCACCAAGUCCAACAAACGAAAAAGAACGCAAAAGGUGAAAAAACAUUGCAAAAAAUUAAAAGUGGUCAGCAAGGUAAAAUCUAGCGGCGUUCGCAAUAUAAAGAAAUCGCAAGAGUUCAAUGACUACAUCCGGGAGCACUAUAAGGUGCACUGUUCCAUUUGCAAUGUGCCCUUGGGUGACUUCUCCGAGAUGCUGGUACACACGCGCAAAGAGCACAAUCAACGGGGCUUUGCGCUGUGCUGCAAUCGCAAGUUCUGGAAACGUGGCAUUCUCGUCGAUCAUCUGCAACGCCAUCAGAAUCCGGAGUUCUUCAAGUGUCACAUUUGCCAGCGCGUCAUGGGCCAUCGUCGCAGCCUCGAGAUGCAUAUGCGCAUGCACGAGGUCAAGCAACGUGGUCGACUCUAUCAGUGCGAGCAAUGCUCCAAGAGCUUCUACAGCUCCAUCGUCUGUGAGCGCCACAAGCUGACCCACAUUCCCAAGGAGCAGUGGCAGGUGCCCUGCACCAACUGCAGCAAGACCUUCCCCAAUGAGUAUCUCAUGCAGCAACACGUGAAACUGGUGCAUCUGCGUAAGUUCGACAAGAUUUGCGAUGUGUGCGGCAAGGCGGUGCGAGGACGUGCGGGGCUGGCACGUCACAUGGAGGAACACGCUGGUGUGCCCCAGAAGACGAUCAAGUGUCAUCUGUGCGAAUCGACGCUGACAACCAAAUACGGACUGGCGCGUCACAUUAAAAUGAUGCAUACGGCGGAGAAUCUGCAGCCGAUGCAAUGCGAAAUAUGCCUGAAAAUCUCACCCAGCCUGCAGGCCCAUCAGCACCACAUCAAAUACACACACAAUACGGAACGAACGCACCAGUGCCCCAUGUGCACGAAGGCAUUUAAACGGCCCAAUGAAUUACGCGAGCAUCUGACAACGCAUACGGGCGAGGUGUUGUAUACAUGUCCGCAUUGCCCGAAGACCUUCAACUCGAAUGCAAACAUGCAUGCGCAUCGCAAGAAGAUGCACUUCAAAGAGUGGCAAGAACACCAUUUACGGCAUCAGGCAAGACACCGUAAAACAACGGACAGCAUAAUUUCCGUAAGUGUGCGCAAAACAACGGAAAAAUCGGCAGCAGCAACAGCUGCAGCAGUUGCAGCAGCAGCAUCGGAGGAGGCAACGGCCGAGAUUGGAUUGGAGUGUUGAUUAAGUGCCCUUUCAAGUGAUUAU